Bufo bufo (common toad) is the source of this 1489-nucleotide messenger RNA. RefSeq names its product steroid 17-alpha-hydroxylase/17,20 lyase-like. The record is from RefSeq and is a predicted model, not a curated record. Gene Ontology annotation, biological process: progesterone metabolic process; hormone biosynthetic process. The transcript has 7 exons. NCBI's taxonomy places the organism in Eukaryota, Metazoa, Chordata, Amphibia, Anura, Bufonidae. Gene Ontology annotation, molecular function: heme binding; steroid 17-alpha-monooxygenase activity; iron ion binding. Bases 1 to 1128 code for a protein of 375 amino acids.
AUGCCUUCAAUGGAAGACUCUCAAUCAAGUGAAUACCAGCUUGACGUUUCUCGUGAAGCCGCCUCUUUGUGCCAAAGCCUUACCACUUUCCAGACCUCACCAUUGGACAUGGCUCCAGAAUUGGCGCGGGCUGUUACCAACGUAGUUUGCUCAUUGUGUUUCAACACAAGAUAUAGCAAAGGCGAUGAAGAGUUUCAGACCAUGCUAAGAUACAGCAAAGGCAUUGUGGACACUGUGGCAAAGGACAGCCUGGUUGACAUAUUUCCCUGGCUUCAGAUAUUUCCAAACAAGGACCUCGAUUUAUUGAAAGAGUCAGUAACAACCCGGGAUCAGCUGCUCCUGAAGAAACUGAAAGAGCAUGAGGAGGCAUUUUGCAGUGAAACGGUCAAUGACCUAUUAGACGCUCUUCUGAAAGCCAAACUCAGCAUGGAAAAUAACAACAGCAAUAUCUCCAAUGAUGUGGGGCUGACAGAGGAUCACAUCCUGAUGACCGUUGGGGAUAUAUUUGGAGCAGGAGUAGAGACAACCUGUACAGUGAUGAAAUGGGCAAUUGCAUAUUUAUUACACUACCCAGAGGUACAGAAGAAGAUCCAGGAGGAAAUGGAUGCGAAGGUGGGAUUUGGGAGAUGUCCACUACUAAGCGACAAAAAAAUCUUACACUAUUUAGAGGCCACCAUAGCUGAAGUUCUAAGGAUUCGUCCUGUCUCCCCUCUACUGAUUCCUCAUGUAGCUAUGAAAGAUACCAGCAUUGGAGAAUACACCAUACCUAAAGACACCCGGGUGGUUGUAAAUCUGUGGUCCAUGCAUCACGACGAGAAGGAAUGGGUGCACCCUGGAGACUUUAAUCCAGAUCGUUUCAUGGAUGAAAAUGGACACCGUAUGUACUCGCCAAGCCAAAGUUACCUACCAUUUGGUGCAGGAAUUCGAGUAUGCCUUGGAGAAGCCCUGGCCAAGAUGGAAGUCUUUCUUUUUCUCUCCUGGAUCUUGCAAAGGUUCACUCUGGAGAUCCCUGAGGGAGAUUCUUUGCCAGACCUGGAGGGGAAGUUUGGGGUUGUGCUUCAGGUGAAACCAUUCAAGGUGACAGCAAAGCUGAGAGAUGUCUGGAAGAACAUUGACAUCACUACAUAAACCAUGCACACUGCAAUACAUGGGGAUCUCAGAGUACUUAAGAGUAAUAUAUUAGUCAGGUCAUGUGCGGGUAAUCUGUUUUUACUAUGUAGUACCACAAUAGUCUCUCACUGUCAUGUCAGGCAGUGGGGGUCUAUGCAUUAAUGGUAUGGGCACCUGGAACUACGGUACAAUGCAGAUAGCGGGAAGGCUUUAUUACAUUACAGAAAAUAUCAUUUGUAAAUAGAUUUAAAUUUUUUUGCGUUGGCGGCUACUAUGCUACUAAAAACAUCAAUUAUCACUGAACUGGAAAUACAGUUAUUGUAAAAAGCAAUUCAAAGAUAGACCUAAACACACACUAUACACGUAAAGGUCAGCAAAA